CACCAACUCUCUUCCCCAACAAACAAUCACCAUCUCCCAUCGGACCUUCAUCUCGUCAGUUCCUGCAUACAAUGUCCAUCCAAAAAAUUCACGCUCGUCAGAUCUUCGACUCGCGUGGUAACCCAACCGUUGAGGUUGACCUUUUCACCGCGAAAGGUUUGUUCAGGGCAUCUGUUCCCUCUGGCGCGUCAACGGGUGCGCAUGAGGCCGUUGAGCUGCGUGAUGGCGACAAGGCCAACUACGUCGGGAAGGGUGUUUCAAAGGCGAUCGCAAACGUGAACGAUAUCAUCGCACCCGCACUGAUCAAGGAGGGUUUGAACGUGACGCAGCAACAGGAAAUUGACAACUUCCUCAUCAAGCUCGAUGGCACUCCGAACAAGGGCAAGCUCGGUGCGAAUGCGAUCCUCGGAGUCUCCACCGCCGUAGCAUACGCUGCAGCCGCGGAGAAGGGUGUUCAAUUGUACGAACACCUUGCAGAGCUCGCAGGAGUUAAACCACCAUUUGUGCUUCCAACCCCAGCGUUUAACGUUAUCAAUGGUGGAUCGCAUGCAGGGAACAAGCUUGCGUUCCAAGAGUUUAUGCUGCUUCCUACCGGCGCUACUUCCUUCGCCGAGGCGAUGAAGAUUGGUACAGAGACAUACCACACGCUUAAGAAAGUUAUCAGCGCUAAGUACGGUAUCGAUGCCGUGAAUGUCGGAGACGAGGGUGGAUUCGCUCCCAACGUGGGUGGUGCUGAGGAGUCCCUUGAGCUUCUCGUGGACGCUAUCAAGAAGGCUGGUUAUGAGGGCAAGAUUAAGAUCGCCCUCGAUGUUGCCUCGUCCGAGUUCUACAAAGAGGGCAAGUACGACCUCGACUUCAAGAACCCUAACUCGGAUCCUACGAAGUGGAUCUCCGGAACGGAGCUCGCUGAUUUGUACAUCGGAUACGUGAAGAAGUACCCGAUCGUAUCGAUUGAGGACCCAUUUGACCAAGACGACUGGGAUGCGUGGUCCCACUUCACCAAGAAUGCUGCCAUUCAGAUCGUAGGUGACGACUUGACGGUAACCAACCCACUCCGUAUCAAGACGGCUAUUGAGAAGAAGGCCUGUAAUGGUCUUCUCCUUAAGAUCAACCAAAUCGGUACCAUUUCAGAGUCCAUCCAAGCUGCUCAGCUCGCUCAGUCCGAUGGUUGGGGAGUGAUGGUCUCGCACCGCAGCGGUGAGACCGAGAACACCGUCAUUGCUGACCUCGUCGUCGCACUUGGCGUUGGCCAAAUCAAGACCGGCGCACCCGCCCGUUCUGAACGUGUGGCGAAGUACAACCAGUUGCUCCGCAUCGAGGAGCAGCUUGCCGACAACUCGUCGUACGCGGCUGAGAGGGGCUUCUCCGCUGGCCUUACCCCUCCUGCCCUACUCAAGAAGUAAAAGGCACGAGCACUGGGCUUGUACAAAAGGAUCUGUCCUGGACUCAUCUCUUUUUGGUAUUGAUCUGUGAAAAACGGCGUAGGUAAAGUGCAGAAAUUUAUAGACUGGUGCUUAAAAAUACAGCUAUGUACCAAUUCUCUUGUACAAAAAAUGCAAUGUGUAACUUGUGUGCAUUACGACUUAGGAGAAAUGCCUUCGCCAUUGUCACGGUAGUGGAUAGUAUUGAGUCGACACUACACAAAUCUAGUAGCCUUAUCUAAUCUGACAUUCUUGCCCUCAUUCAUGUGUCCCAAUUCAGACUAGCUCAGCAAACAUGAAGGGAAUUAGGGACUCAGAUAGGUCAAGACAAGUAAUAGUGUAUUAGUAUUGUACAAUACAGUUACUUCUGUAUAGUACUAAUACAUUAAGUAGUACACUAGUGUGAAUAAUCUUAGUAGCUAGUAGCUUCAGCUCCC
Messenger RNA from Fomitiporia mediterranea MF3/22, 1858 nucleotides. RefSeq names its product enolase. Gene Ontology annotation, biological process: glycolytic process. Gene Ontology annotation, cellular component: phosphopyruvate hydratase complex. The record is from RefSeq and is a predicted model, not a curated record. Gene Ontology annotation, molecular function: phosphopyruvate hydratase activity; magnesium ion binding. The coding region runs from base 72 to 1403 and encodes 443 amino acids. Lineage: Eukaryota; Fungi; Basidiomycota; Agaricomycetes; Hymenochaetales; Hymenochaetaceae. The transcript is spliced from 8 exons.